Molecule: messenger RNA, 2354 nt
Organism: Neltuma alba
Lineage: Eukaryota; Viridiplantae; Streptophyta; Magnoliopsida; Fabales; Fabaceae
Product: ent-kaur-16-ene synthase, chloroplastic-like
Exons: 13
Coding region: 63-2297 (744 amino acids)
Biological process (GO): gibberellin biosynthetic process
Cellular component (GO): chloroplast
Molecular function (GO): magnesium ion binding; terpene synthase activity
Source: RefSeq, a predicted model, not a curated record
AAGUUGGGAACAGAACUAACAUUAUCGUAUUAGAGGAGAAUAACAAGGAGAGAAUAAGGAAGAUGUUUGAUAAGGUUGAACUCUCUGUCUCUUCUUAUGACACAGCUUGGCUGGCAAUGAUACCAUCACCUUCUUCUCCACAAGCUCCUCUGUUCCCUCAGACCCUAAAUUGGUUAUUAGGAAAUCAACACAUUGACGGAUCAUGGGGUCUUUCUAGUGAUAAUAAGUUGCUGACCAAAGACACUCUUUUAUCUACUUUGACUUGUGUUCUUGCACUUAAGCAAUGGGGUGUUGGUGAACAGCAAGUCAAUAGAGGACUUGGAUAUAUUGAAACAAACAUUGCUGCAACUGAUGAUGAUAAACAAGUUUCUUCAAUUGGAUUUGAUAUUAUCUUUGCUCAAUUAAUUGAGCAAGCCCAAAGUCUGGGUCUAAAUGUUCCUCUUGGAGGGAAUAUUUUAGAAAAAUUCAUCCAAAAGAGGGACUUGGAGCUCCAAAGUGGAUGGGGAAGCAACUCAGAAGGAUGGAAGGCUUAUAUGGCAUACAUUUCAGAAGGAUUUGGGAAGUCACAGGAUUGGGAAAUGGCUUUUAAAUUUCAAAGAAAGAAUGGCUCUCUUUUUAACUCUCCAGCCGCCACUGCAGCUGCAUACACUCAUAUCAACAAUCCCCACUGUCUUGAUUAUCUACUUUCACUGCUGGCAAAAUUUGACAAUGCUGUUCCAACAAUACAUCCUAUUGAUGUGUAUGCUCGACUCCAUAUGGUUGAUACUCUUGAAAAGCUUGGGAUUGGUCGCCAUUUUAAAAAUGAAAUUGGAAGUGUAUUGGAUUAUACAUGGAGGUUGUGGCAGCGGGAAGAAGAUGACAUAUUUUUAGAACCCACCACCUGUGCCCUGGCAUUUCGCUUACUACGUUUGCAUGGAUAUGAUGUUUUCUCAGAUGCACUUGAUCGGUUUUCAGAAGACAAAUUUCGCAAUACUCUUCAAGGUUAUUUGAAGGAUGUUGAGUCUGUUUUGGAGUUACAUAAAGCUUCACAGAUAGUUUUAGAUGCAAAUGAUUCAGUUUUGGAGGAAUUAAACAUCUGGACAAGGCAUUUUCUUAAGGAAUAUUUGUCCGCUUCCUCAAACAAUACUCAUAAACCACCUUCUAAUCAUAUUGAUCAUGAGGUACCUUUUGCUUUACGUUUCCCUCAUCAUGCUUAUUUGGAUUUGAUGUUAAACCGAAGAUCCCUACAACACUACAAGGUGGACCAAAAGAGAAUUUUGAAAUCUUCAUAUAGUUCUUUAAACCUCGCCAACAAAGAAUUCUUGGAACUAGGAGUUGAAAACUUCAAUCGCUGCCAAUUAAUAUUUCGUGAAGAACUUGAGCUAUUUAACAGGUGGUUUAAGACGAGUGGAAUGGAUAGGCUACAUUUUCCAAUUGCCAAAACAACAGUUAUGUAUUCCUUCUUGUCAGUGGCAGCAACACUUCCUCCUCCAGAACUUCGUGAAGCACGUUUAGCUUGGGCAAAGCAUGGAUUGCUCACAUCUGUGUUUGAUAGUUUCUUCGAUGUUUGGAGCACUAAAGAGGAACAACAAAACCUUAUAAAGUUAAUGGAGAAGUGGGAUGUAGAUGUCAACAAAGAAUGCUGUUCUGAGCCGGUGAAGAUAUUAUUCUUAGUGCUUAAGAGAACAAUUAGUGAGACUGCAGCCCAAGCCUUUAAGGUUCAAGACCGUAGUGUCCUGAACCACUUAAUUCAGCAGUGGGUGGAUAUUCUACGAUCUGGGUUGAAGGAAGUAGAAUGGUGCAAAAAGAAAUGCGUGCCGAGCAUAGAAGAAUAUGAGCGUAAUGGAAUUAUAACAAUGGCCUUGGGACCAAUUGUCUUGUCAGCUAUGUAUCUAAUUGGACCUAAGCUUCCACAAGCCGUGGCUGAAAGUGCAGAAUGCAAUUAUGUUUUAGACGUUCUUGGCCUCCAUGGGAGAUACCUCAACGACGUGAAUGGCUACCAGAGGGAGAAAGAACAAGGGAAACUGGUGAACUCAGUAGGGUUGAGGUUGAUUAGUGGGAGUGAAGAAGAAGAAGAAGAGAUGAAGAAGAAGAUAAAGAAGAAGGGUGAAGAGAAAAGGAAAGAGCUUCUGAGAUUAAUGGUAAAGAAAGGAGGAAUCAUAGCAUCUACUGAUGUGAGAGAGGUGUUUUGGAAAAUGUGCAGAACUCUUGAGGUGAUUUAUGGGAAGGAUGAUAUAAUUUAUUCAACAGAAGUGCCUGAUGAGGUGCGAAAUAUCGAAGAUAUUGUACUUACAAAUCCCAUCGUUUUAGGUUGUUAAUUCCAGGCUGGGCUCACUAUAAUUCUUUUUGGGCCAUGAAUAAAAGUGUUGGGCCUA